AUCGAAUAUUUUAUAAGCCUCAUCUAUUAUCAUCGCUGGUUACUAUUCAAUAGUCAAAUAUAACUUCCCGGGUUGAACUGCCGUGCCUCGGUGUUCUACUCUAGCCUCGUCCUUGAUAAGGUUUAAGACGGUCUGGUCCAUGGCACCAUUCGCCCAUUCGACCCAGAAAAUUGGCCCCUUCAUUAAGGAACUCGGCAGAGAUUGCCUCUUAUUUGACCCAAAAAGAAAUCUAAUUCCACAUUACUAGCAAGAUCUCUUUUGCCUUGCACUAAAAAUACUCUCUUCGUCGCUGUUUACUAAGCUUUUACCCUACCCGCUCUUUUCUGGAUCCAUCGCCAUAAGCUCGACGGUGGGGCGACAGACAAAAAAAGGCUCUUUCGAAACAUUGAUAUAGACAGCCUACCUCCUCGCACACGGCUGCUGAUCCCUCAAACAAAAACAAACACGCCAAAGGGGUCCCUCGAAUAUAUUUGCUCACCACCAGGCGAUAGGGUGACCAGAUAUGGACUCCACCGACCGCGAUCUCGCCGCCGUAGGCGCAGAUAUCUCCAGCCAGCGCGCCCCUAUGACCAGCGGCCGCCAAUUGAGCCAUGAAGCUGAAAGGAUAGGCAGCGGAUACUCCUCGAACUCCUCCUCCUCCGAUCAUCCAUAUGCCGAUCCCAUUGGUCUGAGUCGGACACACUCGACCCAGGCGGACCUCGAGCGUCGCCACACUUCUAUAAGCCGCAUACAAACAGCCAGGACGCAACAUAGCGCCACGGUUGGGAGGGGUAUCGGGUAUAAGGAGUCGAAGAAGCCGCUGCCGAAUUUUGGAUAUGGGAAGUCGUAUCCCCCGCCACUGCCAGCGAAGGAGGAAUAUGUCGUAGAGUUUGAUGGCCCGGACGAUCCUCUGCAUGCGCAAAACUGGCCGUUUAAGAAGAAGCUGUAUACGGCUAUUAUGCUUGGUCUUACUACCUUCACUGCGGCGUUCGCUUCGAGUAUCUUUUCGGCUGCGAUUCCUACUGUCUCGAAACAAUUCCAUGUCGGAGAGGUGGUUGGGACACUCGGUGUAUCUCUCUACGUUCUCGGCUUCGCCACGGGGCCGACGUUGUGGGCGCCGCUGUCCGAGUUGAAAGGACGGCGACUCCCUAUUCUCAUCGCCAUGUUCGGAUUUGCCAUUUUCCAAUUCGCAGUAGCUGUCGCCAAGGACCUGCAGACAGUUCUCAUAUGUCGAUUCUGGGGAGGAUUCUUCGGCGCAUGCCCUCUCUCCGUCGUUGCGGCGGUAUUCUCGGAUAUGUUCGAUAACAAAACAAGAGGACUGGCCAUCACGGUAUUCUCCAUGACGGUUUUCAGCGGUCCGCUCGUUGCCCCAUUUAUUGGAGGUUUCAUCACCGAAUCUUAUCUUGGCUGGCGCUGGACCGAGUACAUCUCCGGCAUCAUGGGAAUUGCGUGUUUCGUUCUGGAUCUCAUAUGGUUGGAGGAGACCUAUCCUCCUGUCGUCUUGAUCGAGAAGGCAGCGGAACUUCGUCGUAGAACCAAGAACUGGGGAAUCCACGCAAAACAAGAGGAAAUCGAACUUGAUUUCAAGGAGCUUGUGACGAAGAAUUUCAGUCGUCCUAUGCGCCUGCUCUUUACCGAGCCCAUCAUCUUCCUUCUCUCACUCUACAUGGCCUUCAUCUACGGCCUUCUCUAUCUCUUCCUGACAGCCUACCCAGUCGUCUUCCAGGGCGUCCAUGGCAUGUCGCCUGGUGUUGGCGGCCUGCCGUACUUUGGCAUGAUCUUAGGACAGCUGUUUGCUGGAGCCUACAUUGUCUACAUCCAGCCGGCUUAUAACCGCAAGUUAGAUGCGAACAACGGUGUCCCGAUUCCCGAAUGGCGUCUCCCUACCGUGGUUAUUGGAGGUGCCGCUUUCGCUAUUGGAUUGUUUUUCUUUGGCUGGACCGGAUAUACCAAGAGUAUCCACUGGAUUGUGCCCACGCUGUCGGGCCUGUUCACCGGAUUCGGUCUUCUAACGAUCUUCCUGCAAUCCUUCAAUUACCUUAUUGAUGCCUACCUCAUGUUUGCCGCCUCCGCAAUUGCAGCAAACACCUUCCUCCGUUCCCUUGCAGGUGCCGGAUUCCCCCUAUUCGCCCGUCAAAUGUUCAAAGCUCUUGGAGUAAAUUGGACAGGAACUCUCCUUGGAUGUGUGGCCACGGUGCUUGUGCCGAUUCCAGCGGCCUUCUGGUACUACGGAGAGCGCAUCCGUGCGAGAAGUCCUUAUGCUCCCACUGCUGCUCCACAACCAGGCCCCGAUUCUCAGGACGAUGAGGAAUCACAUGCUGAAGCUGAUCCUUAUGCUGGAGGAGCAGGCCUUGAGGAGGUCGAAAAAUCGCGCAGCAGCGAACGCAAUGCUCGCAAUGCUCGCACCAAUACUGGUGAUAACGCUGUGUAAAGUUUUCUUUCUUGCGUCAAUACCAUAUGUGGAGAAUCUGUGCUGGGGGUUUGGAUCAAGUUGUAUGAAUCGUUUGGUUAAUUUGUAGUAUGGGGGUCUUUUAAUUUUGGAUACCAGUUAGCGGACAUUAUUUCGUUUUACCAUAUUUAGCAAAUUUAUAAAGAUAAUUAAUUGACAAAGUUG
Pseudogymnoascus verrucosus is the source of this 2593-nucleotide messenger RNA. RefSeq lists its product as uncharacterized. NCBI's taxonomy places the organism in Eukaryota, Fungi, Ascomycota, Leotiomycetes, Thelebolales, Thelebolaceae. Bases 503 to 2410 code for a protein of 635 amino acids. Gene Ontology annotation, molecular function: transmembrane transporter activity. The transcript has 3 exons. The record is from RefSeq and is a predicted model, not a curated record. Gene Ontology annotation, biological process: transmembrane transport.